GGGUGGGCGGCUCUUUGUCGAAGCUAGAGGACCGGCAGGCGGCAGCAGCAACUACGGCGGCGGCGGCAGAACCCAGCAGUGAUGUGGAGGUGGAGACCCACAGGAGCCCCGGACUUCACCUGAGCUACCUCAGCAGUCACCAAGAGUGGCAAGAGAAGGAGGAAGGCCCUGAGUUGGAGGGGGCCAGAAUGCCUGACCGGGACAGCUAUACCAACGGUACCGGCAGCAGCGGUGGAGGCCCUGGAGGUGGUAGCAGUGAGGAGGCCACUGGAGCAGCAGCAGGCACUGGUGGGGCCAGCUCAGAUGCCAUCUGUAGAGACUUCCUGAGGAAUGUGUGCAAGAGAGGAAAGCGUUGUCGAUAUCGCCACCCAGACAUGAGUGAGGUAUCCAACUUGGGGGUAAGCAAAAAUGAAUUCAUCUUCUGCCAUGACUUCCAGAACAAAGAGUGUAGCCGCCCAAACUGCCGUUUCAUUCAUGGUUCCAAGGAGGAUGAGGAUGGCUAUAAGAAGACAGGAGAGCUUCCACCUCGGCUGAGGCAGAAAGUAGCUGCUGGCCUGGGGCUUUCACCAGCUGACCUACCAAAUGGCAAGGAGGAGGUUCCUAUCUGCCGUGACUUUCUCAAGGGUGACUGUCAGAGAGGAGCCAAGUGCAAGUUCCGUCACCUGCAAAGGGAUUUUGAGUUUGAUGCUCGGGGUGGAGGAGGUACUGGUGGUGGAGGCUCAACAGGCUCAGUGCCCCCAGGACGACGCCAUGAUCUCUAUGAUAUCUAUGACCUACCUGACAGGGGCUUUGAGGACCAUGAGCCAGGGCCCAAGCGCCGGAGAGGUGGAUGCUGCCCUCCUGAUGGCCCCCAUUUUGAAUCAUAUGAAUAUAGUUUGGCUCCACCCCGAGGAGUAGAAUGCAGACUGCUAGAGGAGGAAAAUGCUAUGCUCAGGAAGCGUGUAGAAGAGCUAAAGAAGCAGGUCAGCAACCUGUUGGCUACUAAUGAGGUACUUCUGGAACAAAAUGCCCAGUUCCGCAAUCAAGCCAAGGUCAUGACCUUGAGUUCUACUGCACCAGCAACUGAGCAAACUCUGGCCCCCACUGUGGGCACUGUUGCCACUUUUAAUCAUGGCAUUGCCCAGACUCACACUACUCUCAGCAGCCAGGCUCUACAGCCUCGUCCUGUGUCCCAGCAAGAACUGGUGGCCCCCACUGGAGCUCCAGCUGCUCCCCCAACUAAUGCUGCACCUCCUGCUGCUCCACCACCCCCACCCCCACACUUGAACCCAGAGAUCACACCACUGUCAGCUGCUCUGGCUCAAACAAUCGCCCAGGGAAUGGCACCACCACCUGUCUCCAUGGCUCCUGUGGCUGUAUCUGUGGCUCCUGUGGCUCCUGUGGCUGUAUCGAUGGCCCAACCCUUGGCAGGAAUCACAAUGAGCCACACCACCACUCCCAUGGUGACUUACCCCAUUGCUUCCCAGAGCAUGCGCAUCACAGCCAUGCCACAUUGAUGGGGCUAAUGGAUACUCCCCUGGUAUAGCCUCUCAGGGCUGGGUUUGAGGGGUCCUUACCUACCCCCCUAGCCCUCCCAGGCCCUGUCUGAAGGGCUCACUCAAGGACUAGGACAAGAGACUAUAAGGAGUAUGCUUCUGAGGAGCAUUUCCUGAGGUGGGGUUGGGUUGGUGUGUUCUGUCACCACCCUUUUAAGGGGGUCUUCUUGUCCUUUAUUCAGGCCUCAAUCAAGUCGGGGCUUUCAUAGGAAUGCAGACUGAAACCAGUGAGAGGAAGGACUGACUAAGUGAGGGGAUAUGUCCUCUUACAGAAGUUGGGGACAUCCUUGAUUUUGUCCUCUUGUGAACAGCACAGGUCCUAGCACUGGUUUUGGAAGAAAAAAAAUCCCCACACAGAGGGAGAGCCAGGAAAGAAUUGGGAAGUGGAUGGCCAGGAGAGAAGGCCUCAUAGGAGACGAUUUGGGGCCCAGUUGGGUUAGAUAAUACAGGAACUACUGCUGGGCCCCUGAAGAGAUCGGGACCAUAGUAUUCCAGCUCAAAGACUAGGGGAGCCUUCACAUACCUAGCUUGGCCUGGAAAUCUGUAGGGCAGGGCCCACUACUUUCCAAAGAAAUAAAAGAGCAAUUAUUUUUAACAAAUGGAGGCAGUGAAAACUUGCUUAGAAAUUUUCUGGAAGAAGGGAGCAUAAAGUAGGUCUCAUGCCAAAAUGGGGUAAGGACCCCACCCUCACAAAGCUUGGGUAAGUUGGAUGAAAAUCAGCAAAGGGUAGGUAUGCAGAACAAGACCAAAUGGGGCUUUGAGGAAAGCACUUUGUGGGGAAAAGCAUUGGAGCCACCUAGUCUAGUUUAAAAAUAGUCCCAUCUGUUUCUGAUCUCUGUCUGCAUGUGCUGUUCCCAGGUUGCCUUAGUAACCAGGGCUCCUAGGGUCAUUUAGGGGGGCAAGUACUAAAGAGGGUGUAUGUGCUGAGAAAUGGGGAUGAGGUGUUAUGUAGUUGACAAAUCCUUCCCUUAUUCAAAGAGCAAGGCAGGUGGCAGUUACCUCUCUUAGUUGUUGAUGGCAUUUACUGUCCCUUCUACCCCAGCCCUUUCUCAGUGGCCAGUCUCUUAAGCCUUCAAGGCUUGGGAGGUGCUGGGAAAAGGGAGUUCUUCUGGGGACACAAGCCUCAGGGUUUAUCCCUUUCUUUCUUCUAUCUGCAUAAAGGACCAGAGGUUUAAAAUCCACUUAAGGGUCAUUAAGUCCAGAGGCCCAGUAGCCAAACUUCAGUCUCUCCUUAGCUCAUGGCUGACGUAGGGGAAACAACUCAGGUAUCUGUUCUAAAAUUGGGGGUAGAGAAAAUGGUCCUGGAUGUGCUUCCUUAAUUGUAUCUCCUGCUGCCUUUUGCUCUGGUGUGGUUAAUCACUCAGAUUAUACACCUGGGGUUGGAGAUGGUGGGCUAGAUCAAGGCUGGUCACUUAAAAAAAUGAAAUCGGGAGCAGUGGCACACGCGUGUAGUCCCAGCUACUAGGGAGGCUAAGGUAGGAGGGUCACUUGAGCCCAGGAGUUGGGAGACUAGCCUAGACAACAUAGUGAGACCCUGUCUCAAAAUAAAGAUGGGGGGUGGCCUAAAGACAAAAAACGUGGGCAAGUAUUGUUUAUGAAUUUUAGAAACAACACUUGAUAAGUUUAAUAUUCAUCUUCUGGCACAAUUCUGGAUUAUUAAAAAAGAUGAUUUAUGAAUAUUUAGAGAGGAAUAUGAUUAUAGAUACCAUGAAUUCUCAAGUCAGGUCCCAACCUUAUUUCCUUCUUGUCAAGUAUCUCCAAAGAAGUGAAUUUGGGAAACUGUGGACAUUGUAUGUCUUGUAUUCAUGCACUCCAGCUAAAGAUCACCAGGAAUAUACAUGUAGUACACCAAAUACAGUUCAAUGCUUAUUGCA
Messenger RNA from Marmota flaviventris (yellow-bellied marmot), 3409 nucleotides. RefSeq names its product zinc finger CCCH-type containing 10 (gene Zc3h10). The record is from RefSeq and is a predicted model, not a curated record. Gene Ontology annotation, molecular function: RNA binding; metal ion binding. Lineage: Eukaryota; Metazoa; Chordata; Mammalia; Rodentia; Sciuridae. Gene Ontology annotation, biological process: regulation of RNA splicing.